ACGCCAUGUAGCACCACCCCGCAAAGGCCCAGGACGGAGAUAGUAUUUUUACUCACCACGCGCGGGCUGGAGAAACUCUAUCUAGUUAUACAGCUAGCACCCGCUUUCCCCUCAUCCCCGCCUUCAUGGCUCCCACAAUCGUCCACCUCCCCAACGGCCAAAACCUGACUAUCACCCCCGUUUUCGGCGGCCUCUUCUUCAAGUCCAACGACCUCACUCACAAUAGCCACUCACCCUUCCCGCCGGGAUGGACUAUCGUGCUCAAUUCCGAGGACGAAGAGCGCGUCGAAUUCGCACAGACAAGCGCUGACGGACGAGAACCUUCACCUGCACAGGAGGAGCCCAAGGGUAAACGACACAUUGUGCACCGCUACAAGCGGCCGACCAUGCAAAAUGACCACCUCUACAUAUCCUCCAUCUCAAACCCCAGCAGCACUGAGUUCAAGCCCGCAAGCUCGCCUACCAGGCAGAUUGCCAUGAUGCUGUGGGCUACGCUGUGGUGGUAUUUCCACCAAGCCGAACCGAACCUUCAAAUUACAAACGCCGCUUCUGCAAAGACGUCCGAAGCUGGGAGGCCGGAGGGCGAGUGGAGGAUCAACAUCAACCGUGAGGGUAUCUUCAAGGGCAAGGUAGUGCUGCCAAAGCUGGAGCGCAUGGGUCUGAUUGCCAGCGAGGAAUCCAGCGUCGGCAUUGAGCAGAGCGAGAAGUCGCCCGAGGGCUGGACAAAUAUGUUCGUGAGCCGCAGGUCUUUCUGGCAGCUGGACCCGCGGAUAUAUCUCUUCACGCUGUCGCCAUUGGCGCAAUCGCCCUUCCCGUCUGGCUCGCCGUAUACCUCGCGACCGGCUUCCCCUAGUGGAGAAGGGCGGAAGCCGGAUCCUACUCAACUUGAAUCGGUGUCGCAAGGUCUGUGGUCUCCUAAUGGUCCAGGUCCCUUCCAUUCCACUAGUCAUCUGCCUACGUACUACCCUCCGCCACCUCCUCAGUGGGUCUUUUCGAACCACGUGCGGCAUCCUAUCCGACCAAAACCACCACGGCAAGGAGAGACAUUCUAUACGAGGUUUAUCCCAAGUAUGAGCCAGUACCUUUCAUUCAGGGUGGCUUCGAUCUCGUCGAAACCUCUACGUUACAAAGGACCUGUUGCGUCCACCAACAUUGUAAGCAGUUUCCGUAACUCGCAAAUAUCUGUAAUGUCGGAACCAGCGAUACCAACAAUGGGGCUACUCGGUCUCGGGCUUUCUGAUCCCGAAUAUCUGCACAAGUGGAUGAAUGAGCCUCGCGUAUCAUACUUUUGGGGCGAGGCGGGACCUCAAUCGCAACAAGAAGAAUUUCUGAAGAAAGGACUCCAGAACAAGAACAGCUUCCCAGUUAUUGGAUGCUGGGACGGGAAACCAUUCGGCUACUUUGAAAUCUAUUGGGUGAAGGAGGAUAAUAUUGGGAAAUAUCUGGGUGGUAAUGUUGGCGAUUAUGAUCGUGGCAUCCACUGUCUGGUCGGAGAGGAGGAGUUCAGGGGACCACAACGGGUCAAGAUCUGGCUUAGUGCAUUGGUGCAUUACUGCUGGUUGGCAGAUAACAGGACAGAAGCGGUCAUUAUGGAACCUAGGGUGGAUAACGAGACGCUUUCCCAAUAUUGUCUAGAUCUUGGCUUUUACAAGGAAAGGGAAAUCAGUUUCCCUCACAAGCAGGCCAACCUUAUGAAGAUCAGGAGGGAUGCUUGGGAAGCCCCGGGGCUCUAAAAACGGUCAUGUGGAAUUGGGAGGACUUUUGCUUUCGACUAUCUGCUUAGUCUAUUGUUGUUACUACAGAGAUACCACUUAGUUUCAUGAAGAUGCAA
This is a messenger RNA of Mytilinidion resinicola, 1831 nucleotides long. RefSeq lists its product as uncharacterized. The transcript has 2 exons. NCBI's taxonomy places the organism in Eukaryota, Fungi, Ascomycota, Dothideomycetes, Mytilinidiales, Mytilinidiaceae. Bases 126 to 1733 code for a protein of 535 amino acids. The record is from RefSeq and is a predicted model, not a curated record. Gene Ontology annotation, biological process: siderophore biosynthetic process.